Messenger RNA from Cavia porcellus (domestic guinea pig), 3240 nucleotides. RefSeq names its product cancer/testis antigen 55-like. NCBI's taxonomy places the organism in Eukaryota, Metazoa, Chordata, Mammalia, Rodentia, Caviidae. The transcript is spliced from 5 exons. Bases 2581 to 3135 code for a protein of 184 amino acids. The record is from RefSeq and is a predicted model, not a curated record.
CCUUUGGAACUCACAUUGAAUAAUUUGCCCUAGGUGUUGGACAUGAAGCUAUAGAAUUUAACAUUUGUCCUACUAGACUUUUGCUUUGGUCGAAUUUCUUUCUAGGUCCUCAUCUCUCCAUUUUGCAAUAAGAAUGCUUACUCUAUGCCAGUGUGUGUUGGAAAUAUUUAACAUUCUUUUUGACUUUUACAGGAUCUCACAGCUAAGGGUUUCCUUUGAGUCACAGAGAUUUUGGAGUUGGACUUUUCAGUGAUCCUAGAACUGUUAAGACUUUGGUGACUCUUGGAGAGGGUAUAAAUGCAUUUUUGCACAAUAGGAUUGACAUGAGCCCUUUGGGGGCUAAGGACAGAAUAUUACGGCUUAGAUCUAAAAUGUCACCCCAAAGUUUCAUGUAUUCAUAGGUGGAGCUUGAUUGGAAGACUCAGAUCACUGGGGCCAUGAUCUGAAAGGGUGAAUUCUCCCUUUUCUUUCUGUUUUCUGGAUGCCAUGCUGUGAGCAGCUGUGCUCCGCCAUGCCCUUCCAUCAUUCCAUUUUUGCGUUGGAGCUGAUCGCACCAUAUAUGACCUGAGACCUCUGAAACUGCGAUCCAAAAUUAAUUUUUCCACCUUUAAGAUGCAGGUGUCAGCUAUUUUGUCCCAGUGACAGGAAAGUGACUAACAAUAGUAGUCAAGGUUAAGCUCCUGACCUACUGUAUUCAUCUAGGUCCCAAAUUCUAAUAACUCUUUCAGCUAUGAACUCAUCAAUACACUAAUGAGUUGGGGGGAUAUUUUAGCCCUAAACUAUAGCACUCUCCAUUGAAAACAUUAGAAACUGAUCCUCAUCUCUUCUUUAAAACUUUCUCAGUUCUUUUCAAAUAUAAGGUUUUUUUUUUUUUUUUUUUUUGAGACAAGGGCUUAUUAUGUAUUUCAGGCUGACCUUGAAUUCACUAUGUAGCCCUAGCUGGCCUUGAACUCUCUGUAAUCCUCCUGCCUCAGAGUUUCAAGUGCUGAGAUGACAGAUGGGUGUCGCCACACCAGGCUCUUGCCAGGCUUUUAACUCAGGAAUGUUUCCUAAAAGAUCUGGGAUUCAUCUCUUUGAAAUUAAAUUAUCAAGAAAGGUAAAUCUCUGUCUCCCAGGUUCCAGGUGGAGAUUGGCACUAACUUGUAUCUGACUCCGAUAUACAAAACAUAUCCAAACAAAUGUAUUGUAGCCUUCAUUUAGCCAUGUAACAGAUUUUUUUCUGUCUUGUAAUCUCUGUAGCUGAUAGCUUCUAAUGUAUGUCACGUUCUUGUUUAAAUUGUGUUUAUUAUAUUGUUUUCUUUACGAUGUUAUGGAAAGAUUUUCUCCAUUGGAGUAGAUUUUCUUUUUAAUUGCAUUUUUGCAAAUGUAGUACAAACAGUGACUAGAAGGAUAGGUAUAUCAGGGGAUCCUUUAAAACUGGAGGAAUUAGAAAAAAUGUUCAGUCAUUGUUUUGCCUGACUCCAUUUUGUCUUUUUAAUUUGGUCCUUUGAAGUUAUUUUUCCUUCUCAGCUUCAUGUGGUGUUGGAAGCAGAAACUGCUGCCCAAGCUCUGGUACCAUCAUGAAUCCAUAGAACCAAACCUGCCACCAGACCCUACAAUCUAAUCAAGACUGCUAUAAAUAUGCAUGCUUCUUUGUUAUUCCCUUUAUCAUUUCCCUAUAAAAUCCUUGGGCUGUUGUCCAGCUAUAAUUUCGUCAUUGCCCUUAUUACCUUUCAACAUGUCAAUAUUUUAGUUUCCUAUAUUUGAAUCCCUUAUCAUUUUGCUGUGAGAAAAGAGAUCAUUGCCUAUUCUUGCCACUUAUUCCAAGUGCCCAGACCAGUAAAUGGCUUAUAGUUAGUAGUCAACAAGUAUUUACUAAGCAAAGGAGUAACUGAAGAGAAAAUGGCAUAAUUAGGUAAGCAAUGAAUAAGUGGUUGCAAAGAUCAUCAAAGAAAUGUAUGGUAAGUUACUAUGUACUGAGCUCUAUAAAGGCAGUUCUAGUGAAAAGGAUAGGUAUUGAGGAUCUGUAAACUUUUGCACACUCAUAGGAAGCCCAAUAAGAUCCCUGCUACAGAGUAUUGGCUGACCACUCACUGUGAGGCCAGCCCUCAUGCUAAAUAUCAUUCUGUGUGUUUUUCUUGCACAGAUUUCUGCCACACUUCCCAAACCAGACUUGUAGUCCUUACACACAACAUACACAGACACACACAUUCUCAGGGCUCAGCCCCAAAGGAAGUUUGUCUGAGACCUUCCUAUUGAUUCCCUCCAUUUUGAUGGGAGGGCCUGUGAUUUCCCCACCCCUGCCUCCUACUGGGCAUAAGGCUCACGUGACCACUUGCUGCAUCCUCAUUGGCUGGACCAAGAACGCGAUAACCCUGAAAUGCGCGCCCUUCCGGCGAGGGAAGUCAACCGUUACCUUCGAACUCCCGAACUCCCGUGGUGAUUCGGUGUCGUUGGGUCUCCGUAGGACUAGUCACUAGGGUUUUGUUCACACCUCACAGAGGCUGAGACAGUUCGGUCCGUUUGACCUGAGGGUGUUGAGACCCAGGAGGCCUUGUGGUCUUCUGUUGAGGGCCGCGUGCCAGCUGUGGUGACGGCGACAUGUGGAGGCGUCUGAGCCGGGCUUUGGCCUUCUUCCGAAAGCGGGCGGACCCCGACGAAGGGCACGAGAGACUGCUGCCAGAAAGCGAGUCUCACCAUGUUCAGGUGGAACCUAUCUAUGAUCAUUUUAAUUACACUGGACCAUCAGAACCUGAAAUAAAAGUUAUAAUUGGUUGUGUCACCUCUAUAGUGGAUGGUGCUGUCUACAUUAAUAGGGAAAAUUCCUUCUACCUAGAUACUGUUUGUGAAGGUUUUGUGCCCUAUACGGGUGACUGGUUGGAGGUCAUGUAUUACGCGGAGCCAGGUGCGGCACACAUCAAGGCGCUCUCCGUGAAGCCCCUCAACUCUAGGCGUGUGGAUCAGGUCAAAAUUAGUAGUGUCCACGGAAGACAUGGAGUGAUAGACAGCAGUAUCUUUUUCACCCUGGAUUCACUGCAGUUCCCUGCUGGUUAUGUACCUCAGCGAUGUGACAUUGUCAACGUGGUCAUAGUGGAGAGCACUCAGUCCUGCUAUCUGUGGAGGGCAAUUUCCAUGACCCCUGUUUACGGAUAUUAAUAUCCAAACCUUUCAUUCCCUGCUCAUUCUUCCUUCUAUGGGCAGUAAAGUUACUGAUUCAGUGGAGAAGCUUUGCUUAAUAAACUUAAUAUCUUAAAUAUAAAA